Messenger RNA from Penicillium cataractarum, 3783 nucleotides. It is a transcript of the gene thtA, whose product is annotated as protein thtA. Gene Ontology annotation, cellular component: U2 snRNP; nucleus. The transcript is spliced from 5 exons. Gene Ontology annotation, molecular function: U2 snRNA binding; protein binding. Lineage: Eukaryota; Fungi; Ascomycota; Eurotiomycetes; Eurotiales; Aspergillaceae. Bases 1 to 3783 code for a protein of 1260 amino acids. Gene Ontology annotation, biological process: mRNA splicing, via spliceosome. The record is from RefSeq and is a predicted model, not a curated record.
AUGGAUGAGGAACAGUUCUUUACGCGCCCAACGCGCGAACUCACUGGCCUUUUCACCCAGACCAUCCUUCCCAGCCCUGUUGUUCAGUGGAUUCUCCCUGCUCGUCUUCGAAGCAACCACCACAACGAUGUUGUCUUUGUGGGCCAGCGUCGAGUGCAGGUCAAAGAGGCUUCCACUAGUGGCUACCUAGAAGAUGUGACUGAGAAGAAUGACUUUGAUCACUCCAUUAUCGGGGCCAAGGUUAUUAAUGUGAAUACUGAACUUCCGUGGGACACCCAGCUAGGAACAGCUGGUGCCGAUGAUCAAAUGCAUGACGACUCAGACUUCCUCGAUCGCCUCCCUUCUCAGAUUCUUGUUCUUUCUCUUGAGAUGAGAGAGCUUCAGUUCCUAUAUUGUCCGAUAUCUGGUGAUGACAAAUUCGUGACAUUUCGCCGGCCCUUGCCGGUUGAUGUCGAUCUGGCCGAAAGGUUCGGAAAGCGUAUUGCCGUUGACCCAAAAUCGCGAGCAGUCGCAGUCAGUGCAUCGAGCCAGUACUUUGGACUGCUCCUCCUCAAAUCCCCCAAAGAAAUCCAGCAGCAGAUGGCUGAAGGGAAACUCGAUCCUAUUAAAAGUGAACAUUUCUACAGCUGUGAUGGAACUAUCCAGUUUAUGGAGUUUCUCUAUCCCAGAGCUGCCGACGACAAGAGAAUCAUUCUUCUCAUUGUCUCCUCUAGUGCUGAGGGCUCAUUUGCCAGAAUCUUUCAAUGGGAUGAUCGAGAUGCUACGAUGCUCCGUCCGGAGAUUGUUGAGUUUAAGCUUCGCAGGGAAGAUAGGUUGCCCACGAUGAUCGUACCUCUAACCAAGGAGUCUUCAUUUUUGGUUGUCACAAGCAUCUCCAUGGCAGUUUACCCUUCCGAUUCUUCACACCCGCGACCAAUAAAAUACCCGCUCAUAGCACCCGAUGCUACUUUCAAGGAGGUCUCGCUCUGGACCCAAUGGGCACGGCCUGCCCGUAACUGGCUUUACAGUCAAAAAUUCGAUGGAAUCUACCUCUGCCGCGAAGAUGGCUGGAUUUAUUACCUCGAGUUUGGUAAUGAAGGCGGCCUAGAAACCCAGACCAGUUUGGGCCAACUUCACUGCGAUGUCGACUCUGCAUUUGACGUCCUGGACAUGGGUCACGAGGGAGGUGACUUCAUUCUGGCCGCCGGAAGUAUGGGUGAUGGUGGCCUAUUCAUUCAAGAGGCACGGAAUAAACCUCAGUGUGUUCAAAGAUUUCUUAACUGGGCUCCAGUCACAGAUGCGGUCAUGGUGCCAUCAAAAACGCAUGAAAAUGUCCAAUGCGACGUGUCGCGAGAUCGCCUAUUUGUCAGUUCCGCAUCGUCCGCCUCCGGGGGCAGCGCACUCCAUGAACUUCGGCAUGGAUUCGAGGCCCAAGUAGGCUUCGCUGUUCCCCUUGAUGAUUUCUCUAGCAUACGAGAUAUGUGGGCCUUCAGUGACGAUGCCAACCGAGGCGUCUAUGUCAUGCUUUCUGACCCCAUGUCCACUCUGCUUCUCUACAUGAACCCUAAUCUUGAGGAUGGUAUCAGUGCGCUGGAUGACACCGAGACAGGCCUUGACAGUGCACAGACACUGGCAGCUGGCUGCACUCCCACAGGCGUCCUCGUGCAAGUCACACAAAAGGCCACGCACCUUUUUGUUCCUCAUAGUACUUCUUCCAAUACCUUCAUCCUACAUCAGCCGAACUCUACCGUCAUCGCAGUCACCGUUGAUGGCCCAAGCUCGGUUGUGGUCACCACCGUUCGACAGAACAAUGAACUCAAGCUUACACUCACUCGGGUUGUUGUGAAUGAUGCUCAUGCUGGCCUGCACACUAUUCAGACCGUCAAAAUUGACAAGGAGCCAGUAUGCCUGUCCCUUCAAACACUAGGAGACACAACAUUUAUCUUCAUGGGCACCAGCGAUGGCACGAUCAAAGUCUUUCACAUCGAAAACGAGAGGAUCAACUUCCUCUUGGAUGCCUGUGUCUCGAUUGAUUGCAAGGACGACAUUUCUCGUGCAAUAGAUAGUCUUGCAAUGAUUCGCCAAACUGAUCAGGGUGUUCUGCGUGCUCAUCUGCUAUGUGGCCUGCGGAGCGGCGUGCUAGUGCCGUUCCAGGUUGACUUCAACGCCCCAACUCUUAUCGGCAAGUCCAAGAAAUGGUCCAAGCCUAGAACCUUGAAAUUGAGCAAGACUAAUGCCAUAUUUAGCCACGGUGCUUUCGCUAUGCUUAUCUGCGAUAACGAGCUGUGGCGUGUAUCAACCAACCCCGAUGGCGUCCCGAAUGACUGCUUCCUUUCGCGGGUUUGGAUCACAGAACAGAGCAAUCCUGCGUAUUUCCCUACCAGCAUUCACGGCUUUGGAAUGAUCAGUGAACAGAGUCAAGAAGCCGGCCUUUCAAUAGGGCCGCUAUUCUGUUUUGCAGAUCGACAGCUUCUUAUAUGCUCACUGGACCGCGAACGCAAGAUUGUGCCUCGACGAAUUGGCGUGCCUGGCACGGCUAGGAAACUAGUCUAUUCACCAAAUCUUCAUAGACUUAUACUGGCUUACGAUAAGGCUGAAGUCGAAGAACCCAGCAGACCUGGUGAUAUUACGAUGCGAUCAUGUCUGGCAUUCGUACUUCCGGACGCACAGGAACCCGUCAAUCCACUAGACCAACCGUUGAUGCCCCGUGCGUCCCCGGGAGAGAGAAUCACUUGUAUGAUGGACUGGAUGUUCGAAAGAGAGGGGCAUAUGUAUCAUUUCAUCGUGAUUGGAACGGGGCUCUCAGCAACCGUUGAUUUCGGACCGCGAGGCCGACUCAUCCUGAUGUCCGUACCCCGUGAUCCACAGGAUCCCUCCAAAGUGCGAUUCGUGACAAAGCAUGUUCAGGACUGCCUUGACGGUCCGGUGCGAUCGAUUGCAGCCUAUGGCAAUACACUGCUUAUAUGCACGGGGAGGAUCAUUCGUCCCAUUGCCCCCAGUGGUGCGUCCGUCAAAUGGGCGUCUAAUAGCUGGCAGGAACUUCCCUCCCCAGCGGUGGCAAUUACCGUCUCAAAGCCAUUCGUCUAUGUUACUACUGCCCGGCACGGAUUCGUCGUCUUGGAAGUUCUUGACGACGGAAUUGGACACCAUCUCUUGAAAUUGCGUGCUCAUGAUUCGAAGCCUCUCGACGGACUGGCUCACUAUGUGACCGCUGGCGAGCCUUCUCUUGCUUUCUUAAGCACUCGCGGUGGCAACGUCCGUGCCGGGAGACUUUCAAGUAAUGCUGAGCUCCGCACUACCCAAGUAUUUGUGCCCCCGGCACCGGAAGAGGCCUCGGUAUGGGAUUCCAUUCUACAGUUUGUCCCUAGCUCCAAGGGCGACAUUUUCCCCAAGUCGUCCCGGGAGAGAGGCGGUGCAAUCUACGGCAUUGCUCUCAAUGGAUCGGUCUGCCGGUUCUCCAUGCUACGAGAGGAUGAGACACGCCUUCUACUCGCAUUGCAAGACUUAUGCCGAAAGGACGAAGCUCUCUUUACGUCCCUAGCUGCGCGCGAAAAACGCAAGAAGCCCACUUGGGCCGAUCCUAAGAAGGACAAUUCCCAGGUGGACGGGGAUAUCCUGAUACGCCUGGCUCGGCAUAGGGCGGAUUACCUAGAAGAUCGAAUCCAUGCACUUGAUCAAAAGCGAGGAUCUCCCAUCUAUGAGCCUUUCAUGCGCAAUGCAGCGCUCAAAGCUUUGGGGCCUUCGGACAACUAUGCCCAGCAAGUCGUUGGAUGGCUUCGACAGCUGCUUCAUGUCGAGAUCUGA